CCUCCUCCUCUGUAGGAGGACUGGUUUUCCUAUCAAGAAGCAAAGGAGUCCAGCACACGUACUGACUUCAUCUUGCUUUCUUUAAAAGCACUCCUUGUCUGCAUGUAGUGUAAAUGAUCAUCUGAAAUACAGUCACUUACAAAGAUAAUCAGCACCCGUGAACCUGACAAAAAGUAUCAUUCCCCAUCUAACCAUGUUAGGGAGAAGACAUUUAACAGGGAAGUUGAGGAGAAAACCAGUAAAUUACAACUCAGAAACUGGCUUUUCCUUCAACAGGAACUGAAUGUACUUGGCCUGUUGGACCAGAUGGCAGCAACACUUCUUACGUGAGGGCUUUCCUACCCUCUUACAGUGCACUUGGAAAUGGCCCUCUUCGAGGAUAGUCUUGCUGCUUGUCUUCAAAGAGAAAACAAUUAGGCUCUGGGGGGUGAGUUUUAUAAAGCAAAUAACUGCAGCUUUUUUUUUUUUUUUUUUUUCCCUGGUGAGCAUAGGAAAACUCACUAACAACAGGAUCUUUUGAUCCCUUGCUGGCAUUCCUGACUUUUCAGUGAACUGUGAUUUCAGUUGUAAGAUUUUUGUCUGCAUACUGUAAUUUUGUCUGUGGUUCCAAGCAAUUGGUUAGGGGACUUUUUUUUUUUUUUUUUUUAAUUUAACACAAUCCUGUAUACCAGUACUGUCAGGACUGUCAAAACACUUCACUUCCGUCAUUCACCAUACUACAGAAGUCUUUAUGGAUGAGCCCUGAGCGUUUUGGAGUUGAUCUUCCCUGGCUCUGUUUGCUUCCUGUAUGAAAGUGCAGCCUGGAUGGAGUAUAAGGGAUUAAUAACUUUGGGCUUUCUUUGAAGAUUUUGGAAAAAAAGCUCACUAAGACUGCAAAAGAAUAGCUGAAAGAGAAGCUUUAGUUUUAAAGCUAAACUUGUAGCUAGAAUAUAUACCUAGUAGAUGGGUGUGGGGUUGUAAAUGCAAACACUGCUGAUAGUUCAGAAAUGUUUAUGGCACUGUUGGCACAAGAAUGAGAGAUGAUGAUCUAAUUGUGAAUACGCUUUGGCUGGAAAUUGGGCACCUUUGGAUGUAUCAGAGUAACAAUUCUGGAAUAACCUCCCUGCAUGAGUGAAAAAGGGUAAGUGAUGUGAAAAACAAAGCUUGACCUAAUAAUAGAAGCAACUACGCUGACCAGGAAGACAAUGUCAAUCUGUUUUGUUCCUUCUGCACGUGCUUUCCCCUGAAGUUAGGUGAACAAGAAUACUGGUUCUUUCAUUCUGUCUACCGUUAAAAAUAAAUCAAUCAAACUGUAAGCUGCCCCUUUGGAGAGGCAAUGAGAAACCUACCAAAAAAUGCCUCUUCUGGCAUGUUCUAGAAACCAGUUCUAGUAUACUGUGUAUACUACUUGCAUUCUUUUUCUUUUUUUUUUUUUCUUCUACUUGACCCUCUUGGAUCAGAUGCUGCCAUCUCUAUAAGGGAAGAAAUAUUAUUUAUUCAGCAUGUGCAGCAGUUCGAUAGUAGUAUAACCUCUUGUUAGUGUCCUUUCCCUCCUCUGCAACAGUGAUAACACUGAAAGCUCCUUUAGCAAAGGCAGGGAUGCUGCAGUAAGAAGUUGACUCAGGAGCUACUCUGCCACUAUCUUUGUCUUGUAGGUGACAUCUAGAGCUGCUUUCAGGACACACCCAUGGCCCUGGUAUCUUGCCAGAGGUGCUUGGGUUGUUGGGAACUGCUCUGAGGAUGGAUGGAGAAAGAGAGGGUGGGGUUGGCAGGCAGAGCUUGUGGAGGCGGGGAGCAAAACAAGAGGAGGAAACGAAAGGGGGAGGCCGAGUGACGCGGAGGAUCCAGCCGGUGCCACGCUGCAGGGCCAUGACGCAGCCCAGAGCCUGUCAGGAGCAGGAAGAUGGUUUGCGUGAAGUGUCUCUCUCUACCCAGAGGCUGCGUGUGCUGCCCCCAGCAGUACUGAGCAACCCCGUGCUGGAGAGCCUUGACCUUGACAGGAACAAGCUCAGGAGCAUCACUGGCAUUUCUAAGCUUUGCAACCUGAAGAAGCUGAUACUGUCUAAGAAUGAGAUUGUGGACUUUCCCAAUGAAAUCCAGAGCCUGGUCUGUUUAGAGAAACUUGAGCUGAACCAGAACCAAAUCCGGGUCAUCCCAGAGGGGGUUUUCUCCCAUCUCCCCAGGCUUAAACACUUGCGACUGAACAACAACCGUCUCAGUGCCCUCCCUAGGGACCUGGCAGCUUGUCAAGGCAGCCUCCAGUACCUCAACAUCUCCAACAACCUGUUCCGUACCUUCCCCCAGCCUGUCCUGCAGCUGGCACACCUACAGGAGCUCCAUGUGCAGAAUAAUGCCCUUCGCCAGCUCCCCAAGGACCUCUUCCAGGGGCAAUCCCUGAAAAUGUUCAAGGCCAAUGGGAACCCCCUCCGGGAGCCGCCCAGUGAAGUGUGUGCUGGUGGCAUCCAGCAGAUCCGGAAUUACUUCAGCCAGCUUCAACAUGGUUCAGGGCAGGAGGACAAGAGGGUCAAGACCAUGUUCCUGGGGGCCUCGCUGGCGGGGAAGUCCACCAUCUGCAAAAGCCUGAAGCAAGGGCAAACCAAACUGGUGCCCAUGGAAGAACGAACAGUUGGGAUAGAGAUCAGCGAGUUCCAGAUCGAGGAUUUCACAUUUCUCUUCUGGGACUUCGCUGGCCAGCUGGAGUACUACGUGACUCACCAUGUGUUCAUCACCCCACAGGCGCUUGUCAUCCUUGUCAUCAAUCUCCACAUGUACCAAACUAACGACAAGAUUUUCAAGGAGCUCGUUGGUUUCUGGAUCAACAACCUGUUCAUGCGAGUCCCAAACUCAGUGGUGCUUCCUGUGGGAACCCAUGUGGACUGCUGCCGGAAGGAGGAGGUGGACGAGAAGAGGCACGACAUCAUGGCCAAGAUUGUGGCCAUGCUGGCAGAGAGAAAAAGCAACCUUGCUCACUUCAUUGACAACCUGGAGGGCAGCAAGGAGCCCGAGUUUUACGUGGACCAGUGGGAGAGGCUGAAGGAGAUGGAGAGCUGCACAUUAACCAUCUUAAACUUAGUUGCUGUCAACUGCAGAGAUCACCGUGAUAUCAAAAAGCUUGAAGCCACUAUUCUGGAGUAUGUGAAGAAUGAGGAGCUCUUCCCUGAGGUCGUUCGAGUGCUGCCACCCGUCUACAGGCAGGUGGAAGCUGCCAUUGUAGAUAUUGCACAGAGCGAGGAAAUGGCAGACCAUGGCAUGAUGGACCUCCAGUAUCUGCUCAGCAAACUCUCCCAGUGGGAGCACCUGGCCAACCUGGACAGAGAGCUUCUCCAGGACAUCUUGCGGUACCUCCACCGCAUCGGGCUUGUUGUGUGGUACGAGGAAAUCAAGCACCUGGAAAGCACGGUUUUUCUCCAGCCUACCUUCCUAAUAACUAUGUUCAAGCUCCUUGUGAGGUACCAUCUAGUCCAGCAGCUCGAGAGCAUCUCCGUGGACACGCUGAUUGGGGAACAUGCUACCAUCAGAGACAGGUCCAACUGGGUGUGGACCUUCAAGUCAAAGGCAAUGCUGUGCCACCGGGCCGUGCGUGCCUUGGUGAAGCACCAGCUCUGUUUGGAAGGGAUGCGGGAUGUCUUUGAGGAAAUCAUGGGACACAGGCCUCACAGAGGGAGAGGGAAGCUCUUCAACCUCCUGGAGCACUUUGAGCUCUGCCUGGAGGUGAGGCAUGCUGAAGUGCUCAACCCACAGGCCAGUGAGUUUGUGCCCGGGAAGCCAUGGGAGACAACGCGGGGCCAAGGCGAGUCCUGGUACUUGUUCCCAACCUAUCUGAACCAGACUGAAGAGGUCUCUGAGGUGUGGGGAGGAGAUCACCCCGAGGACCUCCACAUCCGUGCCUACUUCUCACCUGAAAUACCUGAGGGUUUCUUCCAGAGGUUCCUGGUGAAAGUCUGCUCCUUCUACUCCACGCACUGGGUGGCCAAGGCGACCUGCCUGCUCGUAUGCAAUGGCAAACCUCUGCUGAUCAAAGAGAAUAAUCAGAGGGCCUACAGCUACCUGGAGCUCCGGUGCAGAAAGCCAGCAGGAAGGACAGGUUUCCAGUUUGCCUGGGACUUCCUCAUGGCAGUUGUGUUCAUCAUCCAGAAGCUUGCCAAGGAGUGGCCGGGGCUGCACGUUUGUGUGAAGAGCCCCUGCCGAACAGCCGGCUGUCCUGCGGAGCUCAUCUGGCCGGACAUGGAUGGCACAAACGGCAUGACGAAGGAAGACAUUAAAACCUGUGGGACAUGCGGGCACCGCUUUGGCACAGAGCUGCUCCUGCCCAAAGUGCCCAGGCAGCUGGAGGAGCCCCCCGUGCAGCCCUCUGCUCACUAUUAUGUGACAAGCUAUGGGACCACCACCUUUGGGUCCAGCAGCAUUCACGUCAAUCAGCAGAACAUCUCAAGCAAGUAACUCUGGGCCAGCAGAGAGGUGCUCAGCGAGGAAGGAAGAAUUUUUUUUUUUUUAGCCAAAGCCAAGCUGUCCUCAACACACUUUGCUUGCAAG
Messenger RNA from Grus americana (Whooping crane), 4512 nucleotides. Its product is annotated as malignant fibrous histiocytoma-amplified sequence 1 homolog. Gene Ontology annotation, molecular function: protein binding. Lineage: Eukaryota; Metazoa; Chordata; Aves; Gruiformes; Gruidae. The record is from RefSeq and is a predicted model, not a curated record. The coding region runs from base 1720 to 4419 and encodes 899 amino acids. The transcript has 11 exons.